UUUGAGAAGAUUUCGGUCGGGGUGAGGACGAUGCUCUGCUAGAUAUUUGACAAUUUUGUUAAUCGUGGUGAAGAUGUGUUUCAAUAAAGGGGCAUAAAAGCUUUAUGGUCGAUUUGAGCGCUAAUCUGCCUGGUGGCUUUAGUUAAACGAGAAUAUGACCGAUUGCAACAUCAGUGUUUCGGUCCGUGUCCGAGAGCUCAUCAAACGCGAGUUGAACGAUGACCUCAAGAAACAUUGGAAAACAAGCGAAGAUAAAUCGUUGUUCCAGCUCGAUCCUGGGACUGGUAAUGCACUUUGUCAACCAUAUGUCUUCGACAAAGUAUAUAAUGAAGCUGCAACAAAUGCAGACGUUUAUUCAGGCACUGUUGAAGAGCUGGUCAACUCUGCAAUGGCCGGCUUCAACACUACGAUAUUCGCCUACGGUCAAACAUCAUCUGGCAAAACGCACACCAUGCUGGGCAACGACUCGGAUCCGGGCACCAUCCCGCGCGUGGUGCACCAGAUGUUCGACUGUAUCGAGCAGACGCCCGACCGCGAGUACCUGAUCCGAGUCAGCUACAUGGAAAUCUACCGAGAGGUGGUGGAUGACCUGCUGUCUGAGGGACCGCGUACCUCCAAGGGACUCCGCAUUCACGAGGAUCCGCAGGGCCAGGUGUACGUAUCCGACCUUCGUGAGCAGUGUGUCAACACGCCUGAGAUGCUGCUCAGCCUGAUGCGCCGCGGCGAGAACUUUCGCCACUUUGGCGUCACCAACAUGAACGAUCGCAGCUCGCGCAGUCACACCAUCUUCCGCAUCAUCAUCGAGUCGCGCGUGCGUGAUGAGGACGGAGAUGAGGACGCCGUGGUGGUGUCCCACCUGAACCUGGUCGACCUGGCCGGCUCGGAGCGCGCGCGGCAGACCGGAGCCACCGGAGACAGGUUCCGCGAGGGUUGUGCCAUCAACUCGUCUCUGUUCGAGCUGGGGAACGUCAUCAGCAAACUCAGCGAGGGCGCCCCCUUCAUCAACUACCGCAACAGCAAGCUGACGCGCAUCCUGCAGACGUCGCUCGGAGGCAAUGCCAAGACGGCCAUCAUCUGCACUGUGACUCCGGCCGCCAUCGAGGAGACCCACUCCACGCUGCGUUUCGCCAGCCGAGCCAAGACAAUCAAGAACAAACCGCAUAUUAACGAGGUGAUGUCCGACUCGGCUCACCUGAAGCGACUCAAGCGCGAGAUCCACGGACUGCGGGCUGAACUGCAGCAGGCCAAACAGACCAACCGCGCCACGGAGGUGGAGGAGAUGCAAAUCGCCCUGGCGGAGGAGAGCAAGCGCAACACAGAGCUGCAGGAGCGGCUGCGACAGCUCACCGAGAAGUUGGUCGUCAGCUCGGCUCCCAGCGAGAAACCGCAGCUGCUGGCCGCGUCCCAGAGGAAGAAGCGGCGGAUGACGUGGUGCGGCUUACAGCGCAGCCGCCAGAGCCUGGCACCGUUCCAGCGGCCGCUGCUGCUGCCACCUGUGGCCGAGCGGUCGGACUCGCAGUUCGCCGAGCCGCCGCCAGACGAGGCGGCCGGCUCUGUGUUCGUCGCGGACGGGGCCGGGCCCGCGCCGCCGCCGGUCAGCCGCGUCACGUGUAGGAAGCGGCGCGCAACCAGUAUGGACGCGGCGCCGCAGCACUCGCCACCCAUCAGCGUGGACGCGGCGACGCAGACGGUGGAGCUGCCCCCGCCCCCUCCGCCGCCGCUGCCAAUCGACCAGGAGGGUCGUCACCGCAAGAGGCGUCGCGCCGGCCUCCACCUGGCUGGAUCCGAGAACCGGCUAGCGCCGCUGGACGACAUAGCAGAGGAGGGACAGACGGCUGCGGCAGACGAGGGCGGCGAGGUCGAGCUGCUGCGGAAGGAGGUGGAGCAGCUACGUCAGGAGCGUCAGGAGGCCGCCAGCGCUGUCAGUCGCCUGGAGCAGGAGCUGACAGCGUCGUCUGACACCGUUUGCCGUCUAGAACAGGAACUGACAGCCUCCAAGGAGGAAGUUCAGCGGCUGUCUUCUGCCACUGAACUGGCUGACACCGUCUGCCGUCUAGAGCAGGAGCUGACAGCCUCGUCUGAUAUGGUCUGCCGUCUAGAGCAGGAGCUGACAGCCUCCAAGGAGGAAGUCCAGCGGCUGUCUUCUGCCACUGAACUAACGGACACUGUCGCCCGUCUAGAGCAGGAGCUGACAGCCUCGUCUGAUAUGGUCUGCCGUCUAGAGCAGGAGCUGACAGCCUCCAAGGAGGAGGUUCAGCGGCUGUCUUCUGCCACUGAACUAACGGACACUGUCGCCCGUCUAGAGCAGGAGCUGACAGCCUCCAAGGAGGAAGUCCAGCGGCUGUCUUCUGCCACGGAACCUACCGAAACUGUCGCCCGUCUAGAGCAGGAACUGACAGCCUCCAAGGAGGAAGUCCAGCGGCUGUCUUCUGCCACUGAACUAACGGACACUGUCGCCCGUCUAGAGCAGGAGCUGACAGCCUCGUCUGACAUGGUCUGCCGUCUAGAGCAGGAGCUGACAGCCUCCAAGGAGGAAGUCCAGCGGCUGUCUUCUGCCACGGAACCUACCGAAACUGUCGCCCGUUUAGAGCAAGAGCUGACAGCUUCGUCUAACAUGGUCUGCCGUCUAGAGCAGGAGCUGACAGCCUCCAAGGUGGAAUUCCAGCGACUGUCUUCUGCCACGGAACUUGCCGAAACGAUCUCCCGUCUAGAGCAGGAACUGACAGCCUCCAAGGAGGAAGUCCAGCGGCUGUCUUCUGCCACUGAACUUGCAGACACUGUAACCCGUCUAGAGCAGGAGCUGACAGCCUCGUCUGACAUGGUCUGCCGUCUAGAGCAAGAGCUGACGGCCUCCAAGGAGGAAGUCCAGCGGCUGUCUUCUACUACGGAACUUGCCGAAACGGUCGCCCGUUUAGAGCAGGAGCUGACAGCCUCGUCUGACAUGGUCUGCCGUCUAGAGCAGGAACUGACAGCCUCCAAGGAGGAAGUCCAGCGGCUGUCUUCUGCCACUGAACUAACGGACACUGUCGCCCGUCUAGAGCAGGAGCUGACAGCCUCGUCUGACACGGUCGCCCGUCUAGAGCAGGAGCUGACAGCCUCCAAGGAGGAAAUCCAGCGGCUGUCUUCUGCCACUGAUCUUACGGACAUCGUAACCCGUCUAGAGCAGGAGCUGACAGCGUCGUCUGACACCGUCUACCGUCUAGAGCAGGAGCUGACAGCCUCCAAGGAGGAAGUACAGCGGCUGUCUGCUACGUCGGAUAGCUCAGAGCAUGACCGAUCUUUGGCUGAAACUGUUCGUCGUUUGGAGGAAGAGCUGGCUGCCUCUAGGGCGGAGAACGAACGUCUGGCGUCCGCACUCGAGGUGCAGGCGGAACAACAGACAACCGCCUCGGCCUGCGGCACGCAUGAGCCGCAGAGUGGGAUGCCGGCUGGCGAGGAGCAGUCCGCCCUCGCCCUGCGACUAGAGGAGCAGGACCGCACGCUGCAAGCGGCCGCUGCAGACAGAGACAGACUAGCCGACACAGUGCAGCGUCUGGAAACGGAGCUGGCCGCGGCCAGGGAGGAAGGCCGUCAGCUGGUCUCUGCGUCUGAGGCUGCCGAGCUGAAAAAUACCAUCGAGCGACUCCAGUCGGAGCUGGCCGCCGCCAAAGACCAGCCACGGCCUCUUGACUCGACGUCGUCAGACGAGAAGAUGGAGACCGAUGACAAUCUGGUGGCUAACCUACGCGAAAUCAUCGUCUGUCUGCAACGGCAGUUGGCUGACGCUAAGGAAGUAACUCAGCGCGAGGCUUCCACGAGUCCCGAGACGUCCGUGCCGGCCACGGCUGAGGUACAGAAAACCAUCGCCCGUCUGCAGCAGCAGCUAGCGGCAGCUGAGGAGAGACAGCGGCUAGCGGGUGCCAUCGGAGCUCAGAAAAUGGACGUCGGAGCCGAGGAAACAGAGGCCGGAGCUCAGGAGGCGGACGCGUUAGCUCAGGAUGCGGCUUCCGGAGCUCAGGAGACGACUGUUGGAGUUGAGGAGGCGACUAUGGGAGUUGAAGAGACGGACGCUGUAGCUCAGGAGACGGAUACUGGAGCUAAGGAGACGGAUACAGGAGCCGAUGCGACGGCUGUCGGAGCUCAGAUGACCGCUGGCGCUGAGGCGACGGAUACUGGAGCUGAGGAGACGGACGCUGUAGCUCAGGAGAUGGCCGUCGGAGCUGAUGAGACUGAUAUUGGAGCUGAGGAGACGAUUGCCGGAGCUCAGGAGACGGACGCUGCAGCUCAGGAGACGGCUGCCGGAGCCCAGGAGACGGACGCUGUAGCUCAGGAGACCGACGUCGCUCGGUUGCAGGAGACCAUCGUCAGCCUCCGACGGGAGCUGGCGGCUGCUCGGGCCGAAACGGAGCAGCUGAUGGUGACUACCGAUUUGCAAAGGGAGAAUGACGACGCCGUGGCAAUGGAGACGAUCGACAAUCUCCGCCGCGAGCUGGAGACGGCCAGGGAGCAGGCGGAGCAGCUGCUGACGGCAGCGACGGACGAGUCGCUGGAGGCGCUCAACGAUGUGCGCCGAGAGAUGGUCAUUGAACGCGACCGACAGAACGAGGAGCGGAACCUGAUGCGCCACGAGCUGCAGAUGGCCAGACAGGAGGUGGCGGAGGGCGCCGCUGAGGAGCUGCAGGAGGCGGAGCAGGAGCUGGAGACCGCGCGUCAGGAGAUCGAACGCCUGACGGAGGCCGCUGAGGAAGCUGAACGAGCGCGCGUUGCGCAGGCAGAGGCCUUUGCCGCGGAGAGGGCCGAACUCGAGAGAGGUUUUGGCGUGGUACAACGCAAAGUGGAGGAAAUGGAGAGGUCCGUCGCCGAACAGACUGAGCUUAUCCUUCACCUGCAAGCUAGGUGCGCCGCCCCGCCGGCCGCCGAUGGCCAGCCGGAGCCGACUGUAGAGGAACACGCGCCGCCAGAAGACUGGCCAGAAUCCAACUCCGACUCCGAGCCUUCCGAGAUCGACGACUCCGAGCCUUCCGAGGUCGACGACUCCGAGCCUCCCGAGGCCGCGCGAGAGAUGGAUGCUGAGGUGACGACGGCGACACAGCGCCAGGAGGAUGAGAUCGCAACUCUACGCCGGCGUAUAGAGAAGCUGCACGGGGAGCUGUCCGCGGCUAUCUCCGAGGAGAAGUUCCAGGCAGCGGUGGACGAGCGGCUGCGCGGCGUUGCUGAGGGAAAACUGCAUGAGGAGCUAGAGAUCGCCGAAAAACGCUGGCAGGCAGAGAAGGCCGGUCUUCAGGUGCAGCUAGAGACGGCCAGAAGUGAAAACCAGGCGCUCGCGGUUCGCCUGAAGGCGGAGGCGGAGCAGGCGACCGAGCUGGCGCAGGCGGAGGUGUCGCGCCUGCAGCGUCAGCUCGAGGCGUCCCGGGCGGAGCUGCGUGUGCAGGUGGAGCAGACGCAGCGGCAGGCUGAACUGGAGCGCGCCGGUCUGCACAGGAAGCUGGACAAGGCGUGCGCUGAGCUGGCCGCCCUGCAGGCGCAGCUGGUUACAGAGGCGGAGGCGGCCGCGCAGCGGUCCGCCGCCGAACAGGCGACCGCUGAGGAGGCGCGGCGCCGUGCACUGACCGAGGACCCGCGCCAGCCGGCGCCGGCGCUCGGCUCUCCCAGCCUGAUGCCGCCGCCGCCGCCGCCCGGGCCGGCGGACGCGGCCGACGCAUCCAUGAUGGACAUGUCGCUAGAUGUGACUGUCUCAGGACUGUCCCUGUCGGCGCUCCGUCCGCCAGCGCCGCCCGCCGGCGAGGCCGUCUCGCUGUUCGACGAGCUGCAGUCGCUGCGCCGACGCUCGGCCGCGCCCACGCCCGCCCCCGCCGCCGCCCCGGGAACACCUGGCUGUAACGCGUCCCAGCUGCUUAGUGAGAGUAUCGAAAUGGACGAGUCAUUGGCGGCGGGCUCGCCGGCUGGUGACCGCUCGGUCUCGGCCGGCCGCUCGGCUCUGGCCAACCAAUCGUCGCUGAGUGAGGUGUCCGUGCUGACCCCCGGCGUGACGCUGGACCGCAGCCUGUUGGCGGCCGACGUGGCGGCUGUGUACGAGGAGCUGCGGCGCCUGCAGCAGCAACUGACAGCCGGCGGUGACUCGCCCGAGCAGCGGGUUCGCCAGCUGCAGGCGGAGCUCGAGCAGCGGGACGAACAGCUGCGGCAGCUGCAGGCACAGCUGGAUCAGCUGCAGCGGCCAGCGGAGUCGGAGGAACGAGCCGAGAACGAGUCUGCUCUGUCGGUACCUGAUUUGUCACAGCUGAACGAUCACUCAACAGCCGGUAUGAGUCUGACUUUGGAAGAUGAUGGUGAGGAGGGUCCUGCGGAGCGGAGCGGAGAGGACGAGAAGCCUGCCGACGCAGAGUUGUCUCAGGAGGCUCCUGACACCGCGGACCGGGCCGAAGUGUCACCAGACUUGGCCUCGGAAGUGGCCAAGGCGCGCUCGCUGCUUGCCGAGCUGGCUGGCCUGCCGGCGGAUGGUGGCGCAUCUUUGCUGGAGCUUAUCCGAGCGCUGCCCCGUACUGACACCGCCGCCGAGUCAGACGCCGGCGUAGACCCGAACGUCACCUGCAGCGGGCCGGAGCCGGCGGAAAUGACGUGCGUGGUACAGGCGGCCGAUCUCGACCUGACGUGCGCGGACCGACCGCAGUCGGACCCAGAGCCGAGUCCCAUGGAGCUGACCUGCGUGAUGCAGGCCUCCCAGCUGGACCUGACGGCGGCGACCGGCUCUGACGAGAGCGCCGCGCCGCUCGAGAUCAGCGUUAUGGACAGCGGCGAGCAGCAGGCACCCGAGGAGGUGACGGUUCAGUUCGGCGACGCCACGCUGGCUGAUCUGUCCCUCGCGCCUCAGCCCGAGCGGCCGGAGCCGGGGACGGCUCUGCGGCAGUCGCGUCAGGAGACGGACGACGUCAGGAGGCAGCUGUUACAGCUGACGGAGGAGCACCAGAACGUGCAGACGCAGCUGGCAGGACUGACGGCGGAGAAGCGGGCGUUGGAGACGCAGCUGGAGACGGCUUCGGCGGAGAAGCAGACGCUGGAGUCUCAACUGGAGGUGGCUUCGACGCAACAGCAGACGCUCGAGACGCAGCUGGAGACGGCUUCGGCGCAGCAGCAGCAGGCCAGUGACCAGGUGGCGGAGUUCCGGGCUCGCGUGGAGGAGCUGACCACCGAGAGGGACCGGCUGGCGGCUGAGCGAGUGGCGCUCGAGCGCAGAGUCAUGGUCUCUGAGGAGGACGCCAGUGAGGCCGAGUCGCGUCUCGCCACCGUCGAGGACAGCACAAAGAAGAUCGAGGCGAACGUGUGGAGUCUGCUGUCCCAGCGUGACGAGCUGUCCGCUCAGCUCGAGCAGGUGACCGUGGAGAAGGACAGCCUGGCCGUGGAGCUGGAGGCGGUGACGGAAGAGCGGGAGGACGUCUCGUCCCAGCUGAGGGAGGUCACUGCCGAGAAGGAGGAAAUGUCGGUGCGUCUGGAGCGCGUCUCCUCGGAGCAACGAGCUGCGGCUGAGCGGCUGAGCGCCGUGACUGCCGAGCGGGACGCCGCCGCUGCGCAGGUCACAGAGCUGACGGAGGGACACCAGGAGCUGCAGCGCCGUAUCGAGGAGGCGCGCCAGCAGCAGGCUGAGAUGGAGAAGCAGCAGCAGCAGCUGGCGGACCAGGACCCGGCCGCUGGCGAGACAGCCGAUCAGCUGCUGCGGCGCCUGGUGGCCGCGCGCGCCAGUCUGGCCAGCGCGCGCGCUCAGCAGGCUAAUGAGCGAGACGUGGCCGCCGGCCUCCGUCAGCUCAACGAGCAGUGUCUGGCCGACAACGAGUCGCUGCGCGCGGCCACGGCGGCAGCCGAGCAGCGACUGGCUAAGCAGACGGCUCAGCUGACCGAGCUGCGCGCUCAGCUGGCCGGCCUGGAUGAGCUGCGCGAACAGCAGCAUCGCGACAGCCGCGAGUGCGAGCGGCUGCGGCGCACACUGCAGGAGGCUGAGGACACCGACCGCGAGCUGACUGCGCUCUCCGCGCGGCUGGUGCGGGCAGAGGAGGCCGCCGCCGCCGCCCGGCGCGCGCACGAGAUCGCCGAGCGGAGCGCCGCCGACGCGGCUGCCGCGCUGGCCGCCGCCACCGCCGGCCAGGAGCAGCACGAGGCGCUUCUCUCCGCGGCUGAGCAGCGCGCCGAGCGGGCCGCCGCCGAGCUGGCUGAGGCCCGCGCUGAGGCCGCGGAGGCGCAGCAGCGUGCUGACGAGCUGGCGCCGCGCCUCUCGCGCGCCGAGGCAGAGCGGGACGAAUGCCGCGCGCUGCUCUCUGAACUAGAGGAGCGCACCGCGCGCGAGACGGAACGGCUGGCGACGGCAGCGGCCGAGAGCAGCGGUGACUGCCGGCAGGCGAGCCGCGAAAUCAGUGACCUGCGCGAGAUGCUAGCCAGUCGCCAGGAGGAGCUGCAGUCGCAGGCCGCCUGUCUACAGAAGGUCCGAUCCAAGCGGCAGGAAGCCGAGAAACUGGCCGAGACGCUGACCGGCGAGCGUGACGCGCUGGCCGCCGAGAAGGCCCGGCUCGAGUCGGAGCUGGCUGCACUGACUGCCGAACGGGACGAGCUGACCGCCACCGGCGCCGCGCUGAGGGAGGAGCUGUCUACCGUGCGCCAGGCCGCCGACGACCUAAAGACUAAACUAUCUGAGACGAGAGGGCGUCUGGAGCGACUGCAGCACUCUGCGUCCGAGCGUCAGUCGCAGCUGCAGUUCGAGCUAGACGAGAGGGAGGUGGGCCUUCUGCACGUCCAGGAGGAGCACGAGCAGCUCCAGCAGCAGCACAAGCAGCUGCAGCAGCAGCACGAGAAGCUGCAGCAGCAACACGAGCAGCUCACCCGGCAGGACGGGCAGGCGCAACAGCGCCUUAUUCAGCUACAGGGAAGCCUGGACCACAUGACCGAGGUGCUCGCCUCCGUGAGAUCGGAGGCGGAGGCGCGGGUCGCCUCCCUGGCGGCUUCCCACGAGGCGCAGGUGGCGGCGCUCUCAACGGAACGGGACGAGCAGCUGGCAGCGGCUGCGGCUGAGCUAGAAAACCAGCGGACAUCCGCCGCGGCUGAGUUAGAAAACCAGCGAGCGGCAGCCGCAGUUGAGCUAGAAAACCAGCGGAAAUCUGCUGCGGCUGAACUAGAGAAACAGCGGACGGCGGCCGAGACCGAGCUAGAAAACCAGCGGACAGCAGCCGAAGCAGAACUAGAAAACCAGCGGACUGCGGCCGCUGCAGAACUAGAAAAACAGUGCGCCGCAGCCGCGGCCGAGCUGGAGACUCUGCGGAAACAGCUCUCUGAGGAGUACCAGAAGGAACACGACAGGCUGUCGGCUCUGAUCAGCCACGCCGAGGACGCCCUGCAGCAGGCGCGCGCUCAGCUCUCGGAGCGCGACCAGCAGCUGCGAAAUGAACAGGCGGCCGCUGUCGAGCUGCGCCGCCGGCUGGAGACCGAGACGGCGGAGGCGGCCGCGCGGCUGGCCGCCCAGAAGACGAAGUUCGAGGAACAACAGCAACAGGAGUACGACCGGCUCACCGGCAUGAUAGCCGAGUGUGAGGACGAACUCGAAGAGGAGCGUAACCAGCGGGAGGAGCAGGUAGCCGAUCGGGACGCCCAGCUGGCCGAACGGGACGCGCAGCUGAAGGAGCUGCGCCGGCAGCUGGAGAGCCGCAGCAUCGACUCGGCAGCGGCGCUACAGGCGGAGCGGGCCGAGACGGCCGCCCAGCUCGACCGCUACCGGCGGCAGACGGACGAGUUCUCCAAACUGGUGGACGAGGGCAAGGCUAGGCUGGCAGAGGCGCGCUCGCAGCUCUCGGAGCGCGACCAUCAGCUGCUAAAUGAACAGGCGGCCGCUGUCGAGCUCCGCCGCCGGCUGGAGACCGAGACGGCGGAGGCGGCCGCGCGGCUGACCGCCCAGAAGGCGAAGUUCGAGGAACAGCAGCAGCAGGAGUACGACCGGCUCACCGGCAUGAUCGCCGAAUGUGAGGACGAACUCGAAGAGGAGCGUAACCAGCGGGAGGAGCAGAUAGCCGAGCGGGACGCCCAGCUGGCCGAACGGGACGCCCAGCUGGCCGAACGGGACGCCCAGCUGAAGGAGCUGCGCCGUCAGCUGGAGAGCCGCAGCACCGACUCGGCGGCGGCGCUACAGGCGGAGCGGGCCGAGACGGCCGCCCAGCUCGACCGCUACCGGCGGCAGACGGACGAGCUCUCCAAACUGGUGGACGAGGGCAAGGCCAGGCUGGCAGAGGUCACUGAGCAGCUGUCCGAGCGGGACAGCCAGCUCUCGGGACUGCGCGCCGAGGUGGCUCAGCUGCAGGGCGAGAUCCGCCAGCUGGUGGUGGAAAAGAUGGAGAAGGAGCAGCAGCCGGCGGCGCCGGAGGCGGGCGGCCAGCCCAAGGAGUCGGUGUCGCAGCUGAAACAGCAGCUGGUGGCCGCCGUGGGCGCCAGGAGGGAUGCCGAGCGACGCCUGGAGCUGCACGAUCUGCCCAGCAAGCGCCAGCUCCAGUCGGUACAGCUGGAGCUGCAGCGCGCCCGCGCCGAGGUGGAGGCGCUGAAGAAGGAGCAGCAGCAGCUGAUCGCCAACAAGCUGGACGAGACGGCGGCCGUUGGUCGCGCCGACCGCCUGGGCCUGGCCGGCCCGUCGGCCGCCGAGGGGCCGCCCAGAGGCGAGGCGGGUAUCGUCAAGACGUUCAUGCUGGCCGAGAUGGAGGGCUACGCGGGCCGGCUGGAGCGACAGGUGAAGCGGCUCACCAAGGAGCGCGACAAGUACUGUAACGCGGCGCACGCCUACCGCGCCCGGCUGCAGCUGGUCAAACAGGGCAAACCGGACCCGGGCGCGGCGCUAUCACAGCAGGACAAAGCUGCCGCUGGACCUCCUCCCGAGGCCGUAACAGCUGAGACGUCCACCUCGGGCGCCCCUGCCGAGCGGGCGUCCAGCGCGGGCGCCCCCACCGACCGAACGUCGGACGGCAGCCCGGAGCGAGCGUCCCGGGCUGGGAGACGACGCGGCUCGCCUGACGACCAGACGCCCGAGGCCGGUCGGCCGGCCGGCUCGGGCCGUCGCGCAGCGCACGGGCUCGCCGAAAUGUCGACGAACACGCCCAGCGUUGCGCCGCCGUCGGCCAAGCGAGCCGCCGCCUCCCCGGGCCGCGUGUUGACCAGAAGACAGCGGCGGGAGCUCUAACUGGGAGCUUUAACAGUGAACUCUAACGCCGCGGGCUCUAACGGUGAGCCCUGACUGGGAACUCUUAUCUGUGAACUCUGAUUACGGUGCGGGCUCUAACGUUGAGCUCUAACGGUGAGCUCUAACUUUGUGAACGCUAACGGCUCGGACCACCGAUAACCGGUGGGACAUCAGCCGUGGUCGUUCGCAUAACCCACGGCUACCUGAUAAAUGAACACCGCCCGUGGAGUUACGAGCAAUGCGGUAUCCUUUACCGCGCUUAUGUAGUGGUUGUAGAUUCCCAGUCCACGCUGUCCGUGUCUUCCGCUGCCGUCUUACUUUUGUCUUACUGUCGCCUUUGCGUGCGUGAAGAUGCGAGUCUGUUGGUUGAAUGUUGGUGUGGAUUUUGUAAAUUGGCAUUAGAGUGGACCCCGGUGUUUGCGGAGCUAUGUGAGGUACUGCAACGCGGUAAGCAUAUGGCAUAUGAGUAAUGCCACACUUGUGUACAGUAGUCCGGAGAUUCGUAAUGCUCACAUAGCGUGUAGUAUGUGGCCUUUCAGCUCUGCUGCGGAGAAGCUGAGUGUACAACUGUUGCCACAGUGUAGUGUAGAUGUAAAGAAUAGAUCCGAUCGGCUUUGAACUGAUCUCAUUUUCAUACAUGUCCAGAAAAUGCACACAGAAUAGCCUAGAUCCGUGCAGCGGAGCGUUUUGACCGUCCAGGUCGGUAAUACAUUGUUACUGGCGUAUG
Amphibalanus amphitrite is the source of this 11900-nucleotide messenger RNA. RefSeq names its product centrosome-associated protein CEP250-like. Gene Ontology annotation, biological process: microtubule-based movement; mitotic cell cycle. The record is from RefSeq and is a predicted model, not a curated record. Gene Ontology annotation, molecular function: ATP binding; plus-end-directed microtubule motor activity; microtubule binding. Bases 155 to 11173 code for a protein of 3672 amino acids. The transcript is spliced from 21 exons. Gene Ontology annotation, cellular component: microtubule. NCBI's taxonomy places the organism in Eukaryota, Metazoa, Arthropoda, Thecostraca, Balanomorpha, Balanidae.